Sporothrix schenckii 1099-18 is the source of this 1431-nucleotide messenger RNA. Its product is annotated as folylpolyglutamate synthase. Bases 1 to 1431 code for a protein of 476 amino acids. The record is from RefSeq and is a predicted model, not a curated record. The transcript has a single exon. Gene Ontology annotation, biological process: folic acid-containing compound biosynthetic process. Gene Ontology annotation, cellular component: cytosol; mitochondrion; cytoplasm. NCBI's taxonomy places the organism in Eukaryota, Fungi, Ascomycota, Sordariomycetes, Ophiostomatales, Ophiostomataceae. Gene Ontology annotation, molecular function: dihydrofolate synthase activity; tetrahydrofolylpolyglutamate synthase activity; ATP binding.
AUGAUCGACCUCGGCCUUGCCCGCAUCGGACGGCUACUGCAGCACGCACCGCCACCGGCGUGGAAAGCCGUCCACGUUGCCGGCACCAACGGCAAGGGCUCUGUCUGCGCGUACCUGUCGGCGAUGUUCCAUGCGCGCGGUGUGCCCUCGGCGCGGUUCACGUCGCCGCAUUUUGUCGACCGCUGGGAUUGCGUCGUCGUUGACGAGCGCGUGGUGCCCGAGGCCACCUUCCACAGUGCCGAAGUGGCUGUCCUCCAACGCGACCGAGCGGAGCAGAUUGGCGCCACCGAGUUUGAGCUGCUGACAGCAACGGCCUUUGAGGUGUUCAACACGGUCCUGCCAAGCGGCGGAUUCGGCGUCGUGGAGUGUGGUCUUGGCGGCAGCCUCGACGCUACAACGGCCAUGCGUGCAGAGCGCGCCGUCACGAUCGUCACACGCAUCGGCCUCGACCACCAAGGACUGCUAGGCAGCACCACAGCGGCUAUCGCGGCGCACAAGGCGGGCAUCAUGCAACCAGGCGUGCCUUGCGUCGUGGACCCGGCCAACCGCGACGACCACGCCGUGCGGGACGUGCUGGAAGCACAGGCCAAGGCAGUCGGCGCACCGCUCGUGUACCCGGACCCGUUGUUGCUCCUGCGAGGCGGACACAGCGCCAACGCCAGUGGGGGGUUGGCGCGUCCCGUGGCCCGGCUGGGACUUGAACCGCACCAGCUGACCAACUUGGCAUGCGCUUAUGCUGCGUUCCAGAUUGCCACGGGCCAGAUAGGCAGUAAAGACGGUAAUGUUGGUGGUGCAGACGCAACGGCCGAUACCGAAACGGAACCUGACACGGAGUUUCUUGCGUCUAUUGCACAACAGCUGCGCUGGCCCGGUCGGCUGCAGACGCUCGAUGUUGCCCCCAUACUAAAGGCGAAAGGCAGUGCCGAUGACGACCAUAUGCCAGACAAGGUCCCAGUCCUCCUCGACGGCGCACACAACCCGCAGUCCGCCGAUGCCCUGGCAGCCUACGUCGACAAGCACCUGCGCGGGGGUCACAACAGCGGCCCCAUCACCUGGAUUCUUGCCGCCUCGCAGGGCAAGGACCUUGACGAGAUCCUGCGGCCACUGUUACGGGCAGGUGACCGCGUGGCGGCCGUCACAUUCGGCCCUGUGGAUGGUAUGCCAUGGGUGAAGCCGGCGGCACCCAGUGCCAUUCUAAAGCGCGCAACAGAGCUGGGUGUGAACGCAGAGACGGACCAGCACCACACCACCCAGUCUGUAAUCGAGGAGGGCAGCAUCGUUCAUGAUCCUAGCAGUCUCGUAUCAGCGCUCCGCUGGGCGACGGCCGACGGUGGUCACGGCUACCCGAUUGUGAUUGCCGGCAGUCUCUACCUUGUAUCGGAUACACUCCGUCUCCUGCGCCAGUCAGGCGGCGAAACCGGGCUGCCAUGA